AUGGAUGCCAAUGAUUUUCCGCGCCUUUUCUACACAAGUAUGCCCUCGAGCAGCACUUCAAAUCAUCGAAUCGACCGAUUGUCGUCUUCUUCUUCGUCUACUUUUCGUCGUGAUGACUUCAGAAGACACUCAACGACGACGUCUUCAGAGAAAUUCUCCACAAUUUCUAUCGGUGAAUCUGUGAAAUUGGAGGAAGAAAACGGAGAAAUCCCAGAAAAAUUUGUUCAAGAAGAGGAUACUGUAGUGAAGACAGAAGAAACUCGAGUAUCCGACUGUGACUUCUCACUGACAUUCUACACAGCUCACGUGACGUCAUCUUCGAUGCUCAGUAGAGGAGACUCGUCGUCGAUCAACAACAAAACUUUUACACCGGAUGAUCACUACAGUAACCCAUCAGACAAACGACGAGAAGUUCCUUCAAUCCGCUCCACGUCUUCAAAUUCUUCUUCUUUCGGAGGCCACGUGGCAUUUGUAGAUGAGCCAUCGGAAGAAAAUCAGCGUCAGCAACAACAGUAUCAGCAACAUCAAUUCCAACUGCCAACACUUCUUGUCACUUCAACACCAUCCACUGUUUUUGAUCAGAACGACGACGACGUGUUCACAUCACCAUAUCAUCCACCAAAUCGUCAAUACUCGUCAUCCAGUGAAAUGAGUGGUCUCUCAUUUCAACUUCAAUCUGGAAUUCAUAAAAAGUCGAUUGCGGUCGAAGGAAAUGAGAUUGCAUUGAGAGAUUUACGAAAUGAGGCGUUUCAAUUUGUCAAAGAGAUUUACCCGGAAAAGAAGUGCGGUUCACUGGAGGACUACAUUCUGUUGUACAAACAUGAUCUCCGAUCAAUCAAUAUUCUUCAAUUGAUCACAACGUCGUCAGAUGUAACUGAUGGAACGCUGGUGGAAAUCGUUAUUGGAUCCUGUCCACAAAACGAACGAAUCGUCGUCCAUCCACACACUCUGUUCGUGCAUUCCUACAAAGUGCCGACUUUCUGUGAUUUCUGUGGAGAAUUGUUGUUUGGAUUAGUGAAACAAGGACUCAAAUGUUUCGGUUGUGGACUCAAUUAUCAUAAACGAUGCGCAUCGAAAAUCCCAAAUAAUUGUAAUGGAUCAAAGCAACGAAGACCGUCAGCCAUCCCAUUGUCACCGUCGAAUUCCAAUAUUUUGAAUUUAAAUGAGAGAAGGCAAUCUCGUCGUGAUUCAUGCCUUGAAGCACUGGAUGCAGCUCGUCCAUCAUCAACACUUGGCGGUGCAGCGACUCCGAAUAUAUUCAUAACUUCAGAUGAUUGUGGAGACCCCGUUGGUGGAAAUUUCCUCCAAAUGCCUCGAAAAGACCGAUCGUGUUCGUGGAGUGGACGGCCACUUUGGAUGGAAAUUGCGGAAGCGACAAGGGUUAAGAUUCAGGUACCACACACAUUCCAAGUGCACAGCUACAAACUUCCGACGGUCUGUCAACACUGUAAAAAACUGCUCAAAGGACUUUUACGACAAGGAAUGCAGUGUCGAGGUGAGAAUGAAACAGAAAAGUUACAGAACGGCGCGGUUGCGAAAUACUGCAAGUACAACUGUCACAAAAAAUGCUCGGAACACGUGGCAAAAGAUUGCUCAGGCAACACGAAAGCCUCUCAAUUCUUCCUGGGAACCGCUGAUGAUGGUGUUUCCGAAGAUCGUGACGAUGAUUUGUCGCUUCGAAGUGGAUCUGGAGGACAUAAAAAAGCUCAAAAUACGCCAAGUGCUCCGCUACAGGGAUCCGAAGGAAGUGGAUCACCAGGAGGAGCCGUCGUCUCAUUUGCCCAGGGCCUGUCUAAUGCCCCAGAUGAUGACGUCAUCAGUUCAGAAUCUGCGAAUAUACCGUUGAUGAGAGUCGUCAUGUCGAAGAAACAAACGAAAAGAAAAAAUAAUAAGCUACUGAAAGAAGGAUGGAUUGUUCAUUAUACCGAUCAACAGAAUAUGCGCAAAAAGCACUAUUGGCGUUUGGAUACGAAAGGAAUCACAAUGUAUCAAGACGAGAACACGACGAGAUACUACAAAGAAAUUCCGUUGAAUGAGAUUCUGGGAGUGAUGACGUCAUCACCAGAAAAAUCAUCUGAAUACCUUUUCGAGAUUCGAACCGGUGCUUGUGUCUACUUUGUUUAUUCGAGUCUAACCGACGAGGAGCUCUACAACAUCAUUCACGCAUCACCAUGCAUCGCUCGAAAACCAUCUACAGUAUCCUCAACGGAUUCUGGAUAUCUUGGGUCGUCUGGAGCCAGCUCGUCGUGUGUCAGAAGUCGUGAAGGAUCGACAGUAUCCUCAACGAUUACGGUAGAUCGGACUAGACGUGGUGGAUCGACGACGUCUACUGAGAAUUCAGAAGCAGAGUCCGAGAGUAGUUAUUCGAGUUUUGCUUCGAUCGCAUCGACGGCUUCAAAAUAUUUGGGACGCGCUGCGGAUUGUUUGGUCUUGAUGACGAAAAGAAAUGGAUGGAGUGAUGCGGGCUCACCAGCCGAUGAAAAGUCAUCAGGAUCACUGGAUGCUCAAUCGUGGACCACUGCAAUUCAAUCGGCUCUAAUGCCAGUGACCCCACAGAGUUCUGUGGUCGGUGGAAAACGAGUCGAUAAGCUGAAAGUUCCCACUGAAGGAGAAACUGGUCAUCUCGGUGCAAAAAUUCAAACGGAACAAGAGUUCUCCCAACUGUACCAAAUCUUCGCCGAAGAAGUUUUGGGUUCCGGGCAAUUCGGAACGGUAUACGGUGGAAUUCACCGGAGAAAUGGACAACACGUGGCAGUGAAGCUGAUUGACAAACUGAAAUUUCCGCCGAAUAAGGAGGAUUUGUUGAGAGCCGAAGUGCAAAUUUUGGAGCAAGUGGACCACCCAGGAGUGGUGCAUUUCAUGCAAAUGCUCGAAACGACUGAUCGAAUUUUCGUUGUGAUGGAAAAAUUGAAAGGAGACAUGCUGGAAAUGAUACUCUCGUCAGAGAAAGGACGACUCUCCGAGAGGACCACACAAUUUUUGGUUGCUCAGAUUUUGGAGGCAUUGAGAUACCUGCAUCAUCAAAACAUUGUGCACUGUGACUUGAAGCCCGAGAACAUAUUGCUCAACUCGAAUUCCGAUUUCCCUCAAGUGAAACUAUGCGAUUUUGGAUUCGCACGAAUUAUUGGAGAAAAGAGUUUUAGAAGAAGUGUCGUUGGUACGCCAGCCUAUUUGGCGCCAGAGGUUCUCCGAAACAAAGGAUUCAAUCGUUCGCUGGAUAUGUGGAGUGUUGGUGUGAUUGUCUAUGUUUCCCUGUCCGGAACAUUCCCAUUCAAUGAAGACGAAGAUAUUAAUGAUCAAAUACAAAAUGCCGAAUUCAUGUACCCACCGUCACCGUGGAAAGAGAUUUCGGAGAAUGCUAUCGAAUUCAUCAACGGACUGCUUCAAGUGAAGAUGAGCAAGCGGUAUACGGUAGCGAAGGCGCAGUCGCAUAUCUGGAUGCAGAACUACACCAUCUGGUCGGACCUUCGAGUGUUGGAAAAAGCAGUUGGUCAACGUUUCGUCACUCACGAAUCGGAUGAUUCCAGAUGGCAUGCCUAUGAAAAAGAACACAACGUCACACCGGUCUAUGUCUGA
Caenorhabditis briggsae is the source of this 3576-nucleotide messenger RNA. It is a transcript of the gene Cbr-dkf-2, whose product is annotated as Protein CBR-DKF-2. Gene Ontology annotation, molecular function: ATP binding; protein serine/threonine kinase activity. Bases 1 to 3576 code for a protein of 1191 amino acids. Lineage: Eukaryota; Metazoa; Nematoda; Chromadorea; Rhabditida; Rhabditidae. The record is from RefSeq and is a predicted model, not a curated record. Gene Ontology annotation, biological process: protein phosphorylation. The transcript is spliced from 22 exons.